UCACUCUCUCUCUCUCUCUCUCUUUCUCUCUCUCUCUCUCUCUCUCUCUCUCUGUUCUCUGUGAAUAGGAGGGGAGAUGCUGGAUUCAGGAGAAGGUCCGCCAUUAUCGGGAAGCUGAAAAAAAAAUAGACUUAAACACACCGUCACACAUUUAGCCUGUACGGGGCUUAACAUUAGAAAGGAAAAUACAACGCUUUCUCUGUAGCUGUUGUGCACUGAAAACGGCGCUUUGGUGAAUGAAGGCAGAGCGUUACGGUCGCGUUUGCUACGGACUCUUUUUUUUUUUUUAUUUUUGACACAACAAAGGAAAUAAUAAUUGGUCAAAACAACGUGGUGGUGAACCAAGAAAGGAAAAACACACCGAAACAGAGCUUUCCAACGCCUCCCCCUUUUUUCUCCUCGCAAGACGUUUCCAGUCGUGGUGAGAAGAGAGUUUGAACAGCAUUUUCUCCUUUCCUGAGGAGAAUUUAGUUGUUUUUUACCCUUCUCAGACACACACACACACACAUAGAGAGAUAUGGAUCUCGUUUCUGAAAACUUCAGACUGAUGAAAAUCAGCAGUUAAACAUGGGAAGCAAUACAGAUAGCCUGUUUGCUUAGAGAAAAAGAAAGAAGCGGAAAAUAGUCGAUGUGAGUGCUCGCGGGGAGUGUUUUUUUGUCUGUUUUUUAAAAAGUCUCACCGGCUGUGAGUCGCAGAGGACCAGAGAUAGAAAGAAAGGAGUGGAUCUGGAGAGAGGGAUGAAUGCUAUGGGCCAGACCCCAGUCCAGUGAGCUCCUCUUGCAUGGAAAGCCUCCUUCUUUGGCAGCCUUCUCCUCUCCCUAGAGCUUGUGGCCAGCAUGGCAGGAUGAGCCUCUGCCAGCGAUGAUGAUGGCCAAAAAGCAAGAUGUCCGGGCACCCACCUACAACCUGGUCGUGGUUGGGCUGUCCGGCACGGAGAAGGAGAAGGGCCAGUGUGGUGUGGGCAAGUCCUGUCUGUGUAACCGCUUUGUCCGGCCAAGUGCAGAUGACUUCUACCUAGACCACACCUCCGUUCUCAGCACCAGUGACUUUGGAGGCCGCGUGGUGAACAAUGACCACUUCCUGUUCUGGGGAGAGGCCGGGCGGACGAUGGAGGAGGGGCCAGAGUGCCGUAUGAAUGUGGUGGAGCAGACAGAAUUCAUUGAUGACCAGACGUUCCAGCCACACCGAAGCACGGCACUACAGCCUUACAUCAAGAGGGCAGCUUCCACCAAGCUGGCCUCGGCUGAGAAGUUGAUGUACUUUUGCACAGAUCAGUUGGGGCUGGAGCAGGACUUUGAGCAGAAACAGAUGCCUGAGGGCAAGCUUAUGGUGGAUGGCUUCUUACUCUGUGUGGAUGUUAGCAGGGGUAUGAACCGUAGCUUUGAGGACCAGAUGAAGUUUGUCACCAACCUGUACAACCAGCUAGCCAAAACGAAGAAACCUGUGGUACUGGUUCUCACCAAAUGUGAUGAAGGAGUUGAGCGCUAUAUUAAAGACUCACACACCUUUGCCCUAGCCAAGAAGAACCUACAGGUGGUUGAAACAUCAGCACGCUCAAAUGUCAAUGUUGACCUAGCCUUUCUUACACUGGUUCAGCUAAUAGACAAGGGUAGGGGAAAGCCCAAAAUUAUCCCUUACUUUGAGGCACUGAAACAGCAGAGUCAACAGAUUGCCUCCGCCAAAGACCGCUACGAGUGGCUGGUCAACCGAAUUGUGAAGAACCACAAUGAGACAUGGCCCACUGUCAGUCGCCGCAUGCAGUCAGCCCCUGAGUACAAGGACUAUGUUUUCCUUGAGGGGACUGCUAAAGCCAAGAAGCUCUUCCAGCAGCAUGUGCAUAGACUUAAGCAAGAGCAUAUAGAGAAACGUAGGAAGGCCUAUCUAACUACUCUGCCACAGGCUCUGUCUGUGCUGAUACCAGAGUUGGAUGAGAUAGACCACCUGAGCUGGUCUGGAGUUCAGAAAGUCCUGGAGACAAAGAGAGAUUUCUCCCAGUGGUUUGUAGUGUUAGAUGACACCCCUUGGGAGACCACACCACACAUUGAUAACAUGGAGGAUGAUCGAAUCCCCCAGGACCUCCUGGAGACCCCUGCAGCUGAAACUAUCUAUGAGACCCACCUGGAGCAGCUAAGGACUGAGCGCAAACGGGCUGAGAUGAGAUGGGAGUUCAAGGAGAAGCUAAGUGUCUCUCCAUUCAUCACACCAGGAAAACCCUGGGAGGAGGCCCGAAGCUUCAUCAUGAAUGAAGAUUUCUACCAGUGGCUGGAUGAGUCUGAAUAUCUAGAUAUCUACAACAAACAUCAGAAGGAAAUCAUUGACCGAGCCAAAGAGGACUUUCAAGAACUGCUUCUUGAAUACUCUGAGCUCUUUUAUGAGCUGGAAGUGGAUGCAAAGCCAAGUAAAGAGAAAAUGGGAGCCAUUCAGGAGGUGUUGGGUGAGGAGCAAAGGUUUAAAGCACUGCAGAAGCUUCAGGCAGAAAGGGAUGCUCUGGUAUUGAAACAUAUCCACUUUGUCUACCACCCUACAAAGGACACCUGUCCCAACAGCCCCCAUUGUGUGGACAGUAAGAUAGAGCAGAUACUGGCCUCCAGAUUCCCUACCCGCUACCCGUCAUCAGACAGUUCAAGACUGGAUGGGGGGAGGGCUGAACGGAUAAAUCUUGUCAUCUUAGGGAAAGAUGGGCUAGCCAGAGAGAUGGCAAAUGAGAUAAGGGCCUUGUGCAGCAGUGAUGACCGGUACGUGUUAGAUGGCAAGAUGUAUGAAUUAGCCCUGCGUCCCAUUGAGGGCAACGUACGUCUGCCAGUCAAUUCCUUCCACACACCAACCUUUACACCUCACGGUUGCCUGUGUUUGUACAACUCAAAGGAAUCCCUCUCCUAUGUUGUGGAGAGCAUAGAGAAGCUUAGGGAGUCAACCAUAAGUAGAAGGGAAAGGGAAAACAGCUUAGCCCACCUCCCACUGUCCCUCCUUCUGGUCACCAAGCGGGGGGUGGGGUCCAUAGGGGAUAUUGGGGGGGAGACAGCUCAGACUCUUAUCCAACAAGGGCAGCAGGUGGCUGGAAAGCUUCAGUGUGCCUACCUAGACCCUGCCUCCCCGGGUAUGGGCUAUGGGCGCAAUGUCAAUGAGAAGCAGAUCAACCAGAUGCUGAAGGGCCUCUUAGAAUCAAGGAGAAGCAUAGGGAGCAGCUCUCCUCCCUUACCCCCUCCAUCCUCUACCUUCAGAGACCCUCAGUCACAGCCAAUGCUAGAGGCAGACCUGAGGAUAGUCAUGUGCCUAAUGUGUGGAGACACGUAUGACCUAGACCAGCUCCUUGCUCCCUUCCUGUUCCCCCAGCAUUGUCGUCCAGCCUCAAGCCUCAGCAGUGGCACCUCCGUUCUGCUGGAUCUCAGUGUAGGAGGACAGAGGCAGAAUAUUGAGUUGUCUUUGCUCUCCUUCCAUUCCUCAUUCUCCCUCCGCAAAACCAGGCUGGUCCACGGCUACAUUGCAGUUUACUCUGCUCGCCGUAAGGCCUCUAUGGAGACAUUAUGUGCUUUCCUUUGUGAGGUCCAAGACAUCAUCCCAGUCCAGUUGCUAGCAGUAGGGGAGAGCCAGAUGGAGCUGUCAGACUCUGAAUCAGCUAAGGAGCAGAUCAGUCAGGGAGAGGAACUGGCCCAUGAAAUAGAGGCCAGGUUUAACACAGUAAUAUGUGGACAUGGUGGGGUAGUAGGGGGGCUUCAUAAGAUAGAUCUUUUCCAACACUUUCUCAAAGAGGUUGUGGAGAAGCGUACUAUUGUUGAGGCUACACACAUGUAUGACAAUGUGGCUGAAGCAUGUACCAAUGAGAGCAUCAGUCCUCGCUGUGGCUCUCCCAGUCCAGUUAACAUUCUUAUGGACUCAGAGGAUGAUAUCGACCCAUCACCACCUUAUCCAACCCUGAGAGAGGAUGGUAGUCUCAGCUCCCACCUUGGAAGCCUAAAGCUGACAGAUCUGGAUUCAAGUGAUACAUUUUCUGUCAUUUCUGAGCUCAGCACUUUUGAGAGCAAGCUGAACAACAAGGUUCCCCCACAAGUUAGGCCCAAACCUGUCCGUAAGGUCAACCUUGGCCCCUACAUGGACCAGCAGGGUGGCACCAACCGCCGCUCCUUGCCCCAAGCUGUCACCUGGGCUCCAGGUAGCGAUGGUGGCUAUGACCCCUCAGACUAUGCGGAGCCAAUGGAUGCUGUGAGCAAACCUCGACCUACAGAAGAGGAGAAUAUUUACUCUGUCCCUCAUGACAGCACACAGGGCAAGAUCAUCACCAUCCGCAACGCCAACAAAGGUCACUCCAAUGGGAGUGCUGGGGGGAAUGGGUCUGACAGUGAGGCUGAUAGCAGCUCACUGGAGCGCAGGAGAAAGCUGUCAGCCAUUGGGGUAAAGCCGAAGCUUUACAGAGACAGAUCCAAACGGCUCGGCAAGUUCAGCAGUUUUAGGACGAGCUUCUCAAUAGGCAGUGAUGAUGAGAUGGGAGGUCCACCCAAGGCUAGCCAGGAUGAGGGAGGAGCCCAAAAGGACAACUCCAUUGAGGAGAGUGAGGACCCCAAAAGAAGAAAUAUCCUCAAGAGCCUGCGCAGGAAUACAAAGAAACCGCGACCCAAACCCAGACAUUCCAUCUCAAAACCCAUUGAAAGCAACUACUUUGGUAUGCCGUUGAUCACCGUGGUCACUCCUGAGAGGCCAAUCCCCGUCUUUAUUGAGAAGUGCAUCCGUUUCAUUGAAACGACAGGUUUGAGCACAGAGGGCAUCUACAGGGUCAGCGGGAACAAGGCAGAGAUGGAGAGCAUGCAGCGGCAAUUUGACCAAGAUCACAACCUGGACCUUGUGGAGAAAGACUUCACCAUUAACACAGUUGCAGGAGCGAUGAAGGCCUUCUUCUCUGAGCUACCUGAGCCUCUGGUACCCUACAGCAUGCAGGGAGAGCUGGUGGAGGCCUUCAAGAUCAACGAUAGGGAGCAGCGCUUCCAGACGAUGAAGGACAUUCUGCGCCGCUUCCCCAAGGAGAAUUAUGAGGUCUUCAAAUAUGUCAUCAGCCACUUGAACAAGGUGAGUCAAAACAACAAGCUGAACCUGAUGACCAGCGAGAAUCUGUCCAUCUGUUUCUGGCCCACACUGAUGAGACCAGACUUCACCACCAUGGACGCCCUGACUGCUACCCGCACCUACCAGACAAUCAUCGAGAGCUUCAUCCACCAGUGCGCGUACUUCUUCUACAAUCAGCCACUGGCUGACGGCCUCCCUGGCUCCCCCACCUCCACGCUCUCCUCUGGCGGAGGAACCUCAGCCUACUCCUGCAUGGCUGGAGGCUACUCAUCCUCACCAACUCCGUCCCCCACUCCCUACGUCCUCCCUGCCACCCCUCCUGUCAUUCCGCACUAUGGCCCUCCUAUCCACCACCAUCACCACCAUCACCAUCAACAUCAGUCCCCACCCCACUCCCCACCUCCUACUCCCCAGUCACCAAUCCCUGCCCUGCUGCCACCCUCCCUGCACCCCCAUCACCCUCCCACGGAACAACACACGCUGUGAACCAGGGAUCAAGGGAAAGAGAAGGAAAAAAAAACAAACAAAGAAGACGGAUAACAAGAUAUAGAGAGAUUUAAGGGGUUCAGAAAAAGAGAUUUUGAAGUUUGGGAAGGAACUGAAAAAGAUUAAUUGAAACUAGAACAGGAGGUAGGAAGAGAAGUUGGGAGAGAUUGAGUGAGAUGCAGUAUGUACAGGGAGAAACCUACAUGUUUGGGAGAAGGGGGGCGCAUCAAACACACACAAGGCAGAAAAGGGGAACACUGAAGAGCCUUUGAACUGGCAGUAUGAUCUUUCUCCCUCCUUGCCACUUUACCCCACUGUUUCUCAGUCUCACUUCAUCUAGACCUGCCCUCCUUGCCUUAUAGAGAACCUCUACACAAACACACAAAUGAAGAGUGAAUUGUUGCCAGUAACUGUUAAAGGGACUCAGGGAGGGACUCAGAAGUGAAGUGCACGGGGAACCCACAAACAAACACACACUUUACACAAACAUCCAGUGGCCAGUGUGCCUCCGACAACCAUUCUCCUCAAUCCCUCAGCCUCUCUAACUCUGCUGGGAAUUUAGGUGGGGUGGUGCACGUUUCUCGCAAACCGACCUACCUAACUGUACCUACCUGGAGGCUGCGGCUGGGGCAAAGUGGAGCAGAGUCCUGAACACGUGUUUGUUUAUUUUACCACCAUACCAGAGGACUUAAGCAAGAAACAUGUGUUACUACUCAACUGACAGGAUGUUCUGUCCUCCACGACUCACAUAUUCCUGUCUAUCAACCCCUCACACGGCUACACACACACACGCAGACAAAACAGUUUCAGUCGAAGCAGUAUGCCAAGCACAGAAAAAAAAAAAAAAACCCAACCAACCGGAUCUGCUGAGCAGCAGAUUGGGGCAAAGGAUUAUGGGUGUUCUCACACCCUUGGCAUUCUGGGAAGGCACCUCCCAAUCUCCUGUUGGCUCUCUCUCGCUCUCUCUCGGUAUGAACUUCAACCUCAUGUCCUGUCCUUGUAAACACAUGAAGAAACUGCUUAAAAAGUGGAUUUUUAAAUCUUGAUUCUACACUCAGAUCCCCAGUUUCACUUUCCCGAUGUGUUUUUUUUUUUUAUUAUGUCAUCCUCUUAUGCACAGAGAAACCCAGGCCUGUCAGUCAGUGAGUGGCCUUGUGUGUAAGUGUUUGUGUGGCUGGCUAUCUUGUCUGUGUGCGCAUGUAUCCAUGCCGUUUUGUUUUACCUGAAUUUCCCUGUAUUAGGCAGAUAGUGGAAUAAUUCCAGUGUUGGACCUUCACCUGUCAUGUUGCUUCUUUCACGCUGUGGUGGUUUUACAAGCGAGUCAGCGCUGCAGUUUUCAUAGUAAGGACCUUGUUCAUAAAGCACUUUUCUGAGCACUUUGAAGGCACAUUUUAAAUUGGAGCUGCCAUGACGCGACAGCCACCGUUCACUUUAUUGUCAGUCCACCCUACUCACUCUCUCUCUCUCCCUCUCUCUCUCUUUCUCUCUCUCUCUCCCUCUCUCUGUCUCUCUCUCUCUCUCUGGGAGCACACCACUGACAUCUAGAGGAAGUAAUGGGUAUGACAGCCAUAACCUCGCUUCAACCACUGCAUGGGCGUAGCACCAUUUUCCUACUGUGGUUUUUGUAGCGUCAGCUUCUCUUAUAGGUGCAAUUGUCAAGAUUUAUCUUCAUUGUAUGUCUGGUAAAAUUAUAUUGAGAGCUCAUGAAGUGUACAUAAAACAGCAGCACACAGUUUUUAAAUUUGGUACAAAUCAAUUGAGAUUAUAUACAGCACCAGUCAAAAGUUUGCACACACCUUCCCAUUCAGUUGAAUCAGAAAUUGUGUCCAAACUUUUGACUGCUGCUGUAGAUCCAGGCUCUGUUGCCUCAAAGCAUGUGGCCUCAUUGCAGUUGAUUAGACAUGUGGUGAAUGAAAUUGCUUUUCUGUUUUCUACUGUUAGUUUCCACUUCCCUGUGGACACAGAGGCACUCAGCUCUUUUUAAAGGAGUGCAUACUACUUCCCAUAUUUGAGUGAAAGGAAAUGAAGACUUAGGAUAGAUUGGCAAAAUGUAGCAUUACAGGCCAGAAAGAAGAGCUUGAAGCGAGACUCGAGCGUUAACAGGUGGGAGGCUUAUUGCCUGAAAUAAUCGGUAACCACUGCUCCUGGCCUCAGCACGCUGCCCUCUUAGGACACAGCAUUAUACCUCUGGAAGGAAGACUCAAAACCUGCUCUUAGUGGACUCGAAAUAUAAUUCGCAAGGGUGUAACCACUACACCAGACUGCCCCCGCUGGCACUGUUACGCCACCACAUCCCCUUGUCAUUCCCUGUCCAAGAGAGACAGUUGGGUCUGGGAGAGACAGCAGACAGAACAGACAGGCCAUUCAUCCGACUGCAUGACUGGAAUGGAGCAUCACAAAAUUCCUGGGCCCAGCCUGCUGUUACCGUAGAAACCGGCGAGAUGGGGCUUGAGGAGAAUUGCUGAGCCCUGAUCGAAGCAGCUUUUGAAAUGUGUGUGUGUGCGUCUGCGUCUCUGUGUGUGUGCAUUUCUGUGUUUGUGUGAGCUCAAGAAAGAGUGUGCAUGUGAACUUAUGUGUGUUAAUGUUAAGCAGAUGCUCACCAAGGUCACUUAUUCUGUUUGACACUGAAUUGCAUCUCUGCAUGUCUCCCCAGACUGUCCUCUCUGCCCAAAAGGAAAAAAAAAACCUUUUAACCAAUCACUGAACUCUUAAAGGAGCUUUUAUCAGUCUACACUACCUAUUUACCUUGUGCGUGGGUGUUUGUAUGUGUGUGUGUGUGUGCGAUGAUAGAUGAGGAGGAAUUAAGUAUGGGUUUGAGCUAACAUGCUAGCAUGCUGUGCUUGGCAGAUGGCCAGACACCAGCGUGAUCCAAACAAACGUGAAGGAGAGGAAUGCAGUUCUCCUCGCGGUCAUUACCCCGCUGUGUAACCCUGUUAGCUCGUCCAGAUUACACACACUGAUCCUCAGAGAAAGUGUGAGAGAGAUGAGGGAGCGAUGGGGGAGAGUGGGAGAGGGGGGAAGACGGACAGCGAGUGGGUGAAUGGGAUCAUUAUUUGGGAGAUGGAGGGAGGAAGGAGGGGGUGACCACUGGUACUUGUGUGUGAACGCCGGCCAGUGGCGUUCCCUGUGUAUAUCAAUGUGUUAAUACUGAACUGACUGUGAGGCAGCCAAAGACUGUGGAAAAAAGGGUCGAGGGAGAGAUGGGAAGCAAAGUGACAGUUUAGAAGAACAAUUGAAUUUAAAAAUGUGACUUUGGUUCAGCGAUAAUAUGUGGCUGCAUUGCUUUUCUUUUUUUUUUCUUUUUUUUGCAACAAUGGUGACAGAUGUCUGUUAAGUUAAAAUGAGAAACAAGCAAAACUAUAUUCAAAUGGUUGUUUAUUUGUAUGUUAGGGGGUCUAACACUUUGCCCUUUAGUCAGUGGUGAUAGAAAAAAAAAAAAGUUUCUUUUUAUGUUUUAUUUUAAUAAUUAAAAAAAUACAAAGCAUUUUUUUUUUUU
Thunnus maccoyii (southern bluefin tuna) is the source of this 9038-nucleotide messenger RNA. RefSeq names its product Rho GTPase activating protein 35a (gene arhgap35a). The transcript is spliced from 7 exons. Gene Ontology annotation, molecular function: GTPase activity; GTP binding. The record is from RefSeq and is a predicted model, not a curated record. Gene Ontology annotation, biological process: signal transduction. The coding region runs from base 863 to 5542 and encodes 1559 amino acids. Lineage: Eukaryota; Metazoa; Chordata; Actinopteri; Scombriformes; Scombridae.